GUGGGCUUUGGACAAAGAAAGCUCGAAGACAGAACAAAUAGAGAGAGAGUGUGUGUGUGUAAGAGUGUGAUAGUGAGAGGGAGAGUCCCUUGUUCGUUUUCUUGUUUCUUCAGCUCAAUUUAUCGAUACAAAUAACAUUAUUAUAUACCCAUCAGAAUUUGGCCAUUUUUUUAUCGCUCAGGGAAGAAGAAAUGGAAUUCGAAGAUCAUGAAGAGGAGCAAGAGGAAGAGCUGUGUAUGGCGGCAGCGAGUUACGACUCGCUGUCCAACCCGUCCCGGGUGAAGAUGCCAGGUGGCGCUGAAGCUAUGAUGGUGGCUCAGCCCUUGAGGAAUAACAACGCCAAGGCAAGGUACAGGGAGUGCCUCAAGAACCACGCCGUCGGAAUCGGUGGCCACGCCCUCGACGGUUGCGGAGAGUUCAUGGCGGCGGGAACCGAAGGCACCCUCGAAUCUCUCAAAUGCGCCGCCUGCAACUGCCACCGCAAUUUCCACCGCAAAGAGACAGAAACAGCCACCUUCGCCGGAGACCCGUAUUUGUUGACCCACCACCACCACCAUCACCAGCCGCCUCCGCCGCAAUUCGGGGCGUAUUAUCGGACGCCGGGUGGGUACUUGCACGUGGCGGGGCAGCAGAGGGGUGCGGGGACGCUGGCGCUGCCGUCGACCUCCGGGGCAGGAGGUGGCGGAGGAUGUGGGACCCAGAGCACGAGGGAGGAUCAGGAGGACGUUUCGAACCCGAGUGCAGGAGGAUUAGGGUCGAAGAAGAGGUACAGAACCAAGUUCUCGCAGGAACAGAAGGACAAGAUGCUUGAGUUAGCUGAGAGAUUGGGUUGGAGGAUUCAGAAGCACGACGACGCUGUGAUUCAAGAGUUCUGCAACGACACUGGUGUCAAGCGUCAUGUUCUCAAGGUUUGGAUGCAUAACAACAAACACACUCUUGGUAAGAAGCCCUAGAAAAAAUUUGAGAAUUUUUUUUUCCCUCUCGGGUGUUCCUCUCUCUCUCUCUCUCUCUCGUUCUGUGUAUGUACCAUAUUGCUAAGUGCUGCUCUUCAUCGUGGGUUAAAGGAUAUGCUCUUUUCAUCAAUCCUUCAAUAUUUUCUCAGUGUAUAUUGGUUAAGUAUUAUGAGGUUGAAGUUGAAGUUGGAAGGUGGGAAAUUGAGUUGCUGACUGUCUGAGAAGCCUGCUGCUAGCUCAGCAAAAUUCUUAGGGUUUCUUUUUCUUUUUAUUCUUCUUUUCCUUCUCAUUUUGGGGAAAGGUGGGGCUAUAUUUCUGGUUGUGUUAGUGUUUGAGCAUGUAGACAUGGUUCUACUCCAAUUAAUUAUAGCCUGUAUUAUUGUUGAUGAACUAGCUAAUUUCACUUCAUUUC
Gastrolobium bilobum is the source of this 1365-nucleotide messenger RNA. Its product is annotated as zinc-finger homeodomain protein 2-like. Bases 192 to 953 code for a protein of 253 amino acids. The transcript has a single exon. Gene Ontology annotation, biological process: regulation of DNA-templated transcription; regulation of developmental process. Gene Ontology annotation, molecular function: DNA-binding transcription factor activity; transcription cis-regulatory region binding. Gene Ontology annotation, cellular component: nucleus. Lineage: Eukaryota; Viridiplantae; Streptophyta; Magnoliopsida; Fabales; Fabaceae. The record is from RefSeq and is a predicted model, not a curated record.